Molecule: messenger RNA, 1602 nt
Organism: Lingula anatina
Lineage: Eukaryota; Metazoa; Brachiopoda; Lingulata; Lingulida; Lingulidae
Product: RNA 3'-terminal phosphate cyclase-like protein
Biological process (GO): ribosome biogenesis; endonucleolytic cleavage of tricistronic rRNA transcript (SSU-rRNA, 5.8S rRNA, LSU-rRNA)
Cellular component (GO): nucleolus
Molecular function (GO): RNA endonuclease activity
Source: RefSeq, a predicted model, not a curated record
UUAACAAGCAUGGCAUCAAACAUGCGAAGUUUCGAGGGGUCAAAUUUCUUUCGCCAGAGGUUGAUUUUAGCAACUUUGAGCGGUAAAGCUGUUAAAAUAAAAAAGAUACGGUCCAAAGAUGACGACCCAGGCAUCAGAGAUUUUGAAGCUAGUUUUAUAAGGCUUCUUGACAAGCUGACCAAUGGAUCAAGAAUAGAAGUGAAUGAAACAGGCACCUCCAUGUUCUACCAGCCUGGACUGCUGCCAGGAGGGUCAAUAGAACAUGACUGCAGUUUGCAGAGGGCCAUAGGGUAUUACCUGGAGGCUUUAGUAUGCUUGGCACCAUUUUCCAAGACGCCAAUCCAUGCCGUCUUGAGGGGAAUAACCAAUGAUCAAAUUGAUCCAUCAGUGGACCAAAUAAAGUUAUCUACCUUUCCUAUACUGAAGAAGUUUCUUGGCACAGAUGAAGGGUUGGAACUAAAGAUAAUCAAACGUGGGGCAGCCCCUGAAGGAGGAGGGGAGGUUAUCUUUAAGUGUCCCACCAGACAGAAACUACGCCCAGUUCAGUUCACAGAUCCAGGCAAAGUGAAGAGAAUACGGGGUGUGGCCUGGGCAACACGUGUGUCUCCUGCAGUUACAAACAGAAUGGUGGAUUCUGUAAGAAGUGUUUUAAACCAGUGUUUAGCUGAUAUAUACAUAUACACCGAUCAUCAAAAAGGAAGUCAAUCUGGAAAGUCUCCAGGCUUUGGUUUAACACUUGUUGCAGAGACAACUAAUGGUGCUUUCCUAACAGCUGAGCUUGCUUCCAAUGUCAAAGGCUCUGAGGCAGGGCCUACAGUUCCUGAGGAUUUGGGAAAAGACGCUGCCAAACACUUAUUGAAGGAAAUACACAGGGGUGGCUGUGUAGAUUCUUCCAGUCAGAGUUUAGCAGUGUUAUUAAUGUGUCUUGGACAGCAAGAUGUCUCCAAAAUACUGACCGGACCUCUAACACCAUACACAAUCCAGUUUUUAAGGCACAUAAAAGACUUUUUUGGAGUUACUUUUAAGAUAGAAACAAAAUCGAACAAAGGAACUGAUGACAAUGAGGAAGACCUUAACACUGGAGGGGACAAACUUGUCCUGACUUGUGUUGGUGUUGGCUAUACAAACCUCAGCAAAGUCAUUCUCUGACCUCAGCGCCAUUCAAUCAAUUUUCACUAUCUGAUUUGGCCAGAGCAGAUAUGUGCCCCCAGCCAUAAUGCAGUAUUCCAAAUCUACAGGGGCAGUUUGACAUUUAACUGGGAGGCUCAACGGGGCAUAUUUCUCCUCUUUAAAUUAUGGCUUUUUCAUAAUGAAGACAAAGCAUUCCCCCAACUCCUACAAGAGUUUUCCUUGUUUCCAAAGCACGGUCUUUGUUUCAGCUAAUAAGUAUAUUAUUCAGGUAAAUUAUUGGCUUUUUUUUAAAGUGGAAAGCUGUAUAUUUCAUUUGAUGUCUCCCAAAUGUACCCCUUGACAACAUAAUUUGCCACAUGGUAUGAGCCCUGGGGAUGAAUGCUACCGGCCUUUACAGAGGAAGCUUGCCUGUGUCAAAUCCAUUUUUGUUGUUGUGUUAAAUUAAUUUGAAAAGAAGUUAUUGUAAGUUUA